This is a messenger RNA of Sinocyclocheilus grahami, 462 nucleotides long. RefSeq names its product galactose-specific lectin nattectin-like. NCBI's taxonomy places the organism in Eukaryota, Metazoa, Chordata, Actinopteri, Cypriniformes, Cyprinidae. The record is from RefSeq and is a predicted model, not a curated record. The transcript is spliced from 5 exons. The coding region runs from base 1 to 333 and encodes 110 amino acids.
AUGGCAUUUAUUGUUAACUGGAUCACAGCAGAGAGAAACUGCCAAAGUUUUGAUGCAAAUCUUGCAUCUGUGCAUAAUAAAAUUGAACAAGAUUUACUCCUGAGUCUGUUGCCUUCUUCUUCCACACGUUGUUGGAUUGGUGCUCAUGAUGGGGAACAAGAAGGACAGUGGGUGUGGAGUGAUGGAACUCCAUAUGACUUUACCUACUGGGGCUCUGGAGAACCUAACAAUCUGGGUACUGAGAACUGCGGGGAGCUCAACUGGAGCUCUAACCGUUGGAAUGAUUCACCCUGUUCAACUUCACUGGGCUAUAUUUGUGCUAAAGACCUGUGAGAUCUACAGUCAUCCUGCUCCACAGUUACUUUUAUUUGUACUACAUUUACAUGUUCUGAACUUAUAUUUUAUUUUAUCUGUUAUUAUCUUCAAAUUGGUCUUCAAAUCAAUAAAUAAGCAUUGAAAAAA